GUCAGUACUGCGACGACAGCUGUUCCGCGUUUACGCGAGUAUAAGUGCGUCGAUCCGCAUUGUUUAUCCCGCGUUCACGCUUUUUUUCCAUUGCGUCAAAACGACCGCGAGGUUAUUAACUUUGAAUAUCCUUCUCCCUGCUAAAAAAGUAAAAGGGCGUGCUUAUUCCGCAGGUGAUUAUUAUGUUUUCAUAAAUGCAAGCUGAGUUCCAGAUAGACGAGAGAAUUUAAAAGAUGCUAAGCAAAAAAAUCGACAUCGAUAAGCCAAGAUGGGAACAAAGUACUUACGUCGGUAGAGCGAGACAUUUUCUCACAGUUACGAACCCUUUAAAUGUAUUUGCAUCAAAUUCAGAACUUGAAAGAGCAAAGGAAAUCGUAACUAAAUACAGAAAAGGCGCUUCUUUGGAUCAAUUGGGUAUAACUGAGGAUGAGUUAUGGAAGAACAAAUAUUUAUACGACAGUGCAUUCCAUCCAGACACCGGCGAAAAAAUGUUACUAGUUGGGCGUAUGAGUGCCCAAGUACCUAUGAAUAUGAUGAUUACUGGGUGUAUGAUGACCUUCUAUCAGUCAACGCUAGCGGUGAUAUUCUGGCAAUGGUGCAAUCAGUCAUUCAACGCCGUUGUCAACUACACAAAUCGUAGUGGUUCUAGUCCAAUUCCUGUAGAAACCCUUGGUAUAAGUUACUUAGGUGCAACGACUGGCGCAGUUGCAACAGCACUGACACUCAACAAACUCGCCAAACGCGGACCAGCACUGGCUGGUAGACUCGUACCACUUGCAGCUGUUGCCGCUGCCAAUUGCGUCAAUAUUCCAUUGAUGCGCUUCACCGAAAUCAAGGACGGCAUCGAGCUACAGAACGAAAGGGGCGAUAAACUUGGCAACAGUAGAAAGGCUGCGAGAGAAGCUAUUGCUUCGGUCACGAUAUCGAGGAUACUUAUGGCUUCGCCUAGCAUGAUUCUCGCACCUGUGAUAAUGAACGCACUUGAGAAGCGAAAUCUUUUGGCAAAAGCUAAAUGGGCUGCAAGUCCUAUUCAAGUAGCCAUAUGUGGUGUAUGUUUGACCUUCGCAACGCCCUUAUGUUGCGCUUUAUUCGCACAACGUGUUGCUGUGCCAGUCGAUCGUCUCGAAGAAGACGUUCAACAAGUAGUUCGAGCUAAACAUCCAAGCGCCAAUAUUGUCUAUUACAAUAAAGGCCUGUAACGUACUUUUUAACU
Messenger RNA from Phymastichus coffea, 1213 nucleotides. It is a transcript of the gene Sfxn1-3, whose product is annotated as sideroflexin-1. NCBI's taxonomy places the organism in Eukaryota, Metazoa, Arthropoda, Insecta, Hymenoptera, Eulophidae. The transcript is spliced from 5 exons. Gene Ontology annotation, molecular function: monoatomic ion transmembrane transporter activity. Gene Ontology annotation, biological process: monoatomic ion transport; serine import into mitochondrion. Bases 234 to 1199 code for a protein of 321 amino acids. The record is from RefSeq and is a predicted model, not a curated record. Gene Ontology annotation, cellular component: mitochondrial inner membrane.